AUUAAUUUUUUUUUAAUGUAAAUAGCGUAAUAUCGAGGAAAUUGUGGUGUGGGUGUUUUUAUUCGAUUCUAUAUAGAAAUAUCAUAUAAAUAAUAAUCGAAACAGCGGGUGAACCUCGCUCUUGUUUAUAAUAAAUCGCGAUUAUCUUCCGACAAUCUAUAAAGCGAAGAAAGACGUUUUUAAGGGGAUUUUUUUUCCGCAGCACUUGUUUUUCAGCGAUUGUUCGAAACAUGAGCGAAGGUUUGCAUCGGAAUUGCCAUCAACACAUUAAAAUCCUUUACGUUUUUGCCGUGUUGCAAUUUAUCGGAUUGCUGACUUCUCCGUUUUUCUUCUAUGCAUUGACUCGUUAUAGCGACACGUGCCAGGAAAAUCUUUGUGUUCGUUACGUCGGAAGUGAUGACGACCUGCCAGUUGAGGUGGUUCGAGUCGCGCGCCAGAUCGUUAAAAGGGGGCAAUCGUCCGAAAGAACGAACGAGCCCCCUGGGGUUGAAUUCUACUUACACCCUCAACCGACACAAGAUACUAACGACUUUGUUUGGCUCACUUCUAUGACUAGAGUCCCGGUGACUUCGCUCCAAGAAUACUGUUAUUCCGCUCAAGAGUAUUGCCCAAAAGCCAAACAGGGUGCACCGGGAUUAGCAGGCGAGAAAGGCGAUAAAGGAGACAUGGGAAUUAAAGGAGAGAAAGGUGAUCCGGGAAUGCGAGGCGUAAUGGGUCCACCCGGUCAACCCGGAGCCAGAGGACCGAAAGGAGAGCGAGGAGUGGAAGGUUUUCCGGGAUUUGAUGGUCACGAUGGAAUACCGGGACCACCCGGACAAGAUGGAAAACCCGGAAUGAAUGGAUUCGAUGGCAUCCCGGGGCGACCUGGAAUUCCAGGAGAAAAUGGCACCGAUGGUUCCCCGGGUCCACCGGGUGAAAUUGGUGCACCCGGUCCUAAAGGACCUUCAGGAUUGCCAGGACCUAAGGGAGCUAAAGGUGACCCCGGAUAUCCAGGAAUACCUGGUAAUCCAGGAAUUUCAACGUACAAACUCAACGGCUCGGCAGUGGAUAAGCUUUUAAUUCCAGCCAAGAUAAUAGAUACUACAGAUAAAGCUACCGUAUCAGUUCCCGAAGGUUCUAAAGUUGUGCUUUCCUGCAAGGCUACUGGAAUACCCGAACCCAAAUACACCUGGAAAAGGAAAGAACAUACUUUUCUACACCGCGGAAACAGAACUUUCACAACUUCGGUGCAUAGCGAAAACAUCACUCUAGAUCCCGUGACGCGAAAUCACAUGGGUACAUACGUCUGCAUGGCAAGCAACGGUUUGGCUUAUCCAGACAUAAAAACGAUAAAAUUGGAAGUAUAUUUUUCGCCUUACAUAAAAAUCGAGAAUUCCGUGCAAUGGGUGAGGAAACGAACCACUCUAGAAUUAACGUGUAACGUGGAAGCUUAUCCUUUGGGUAUCUUCUAUUGGUUGCAUAAGAAUAACAUACUGCAAAAUAGCACCAAAUAUGAAGUUUCGCAUCGAGAGACCGGGUACAAUACGCUGAUGAUUCUAAGGGUUAAACACAUUGAAGAAGACGAUUACGGAUACAACAUGUAUCGUUGCAUCUACAAAAACGAGAAUAAAGAAGUUGCUGGUGUAUUCUCCAUAUUCGAAUUACAUUCCUCGGAAUUUAAUGGGAAAGAUCCGAAGCCUUCAGUACACGGAACACCUCCACCUGUAAUAGAAGAAGAGCCGCAAUGUACUCCUUGCGAAACUUGCCCGGAAUUACCUAAAUGUCCAAAAUCAGGAAUAUAUACGGGAAAUGUCAUAAAUAAAGAAAAAUAUAAUGCAAAAUGGAAAGAACUUUUAGGAAAAAGAAAAAAUGACUGUGUUCUUCAUCAAAUUGGCAAGCCUGUUUUCUGCCAUUCCUUCAAACUGGACUGGGGAUCGUGGAUGACGGAUCCAAUUCUAAACGAUAGAGAUCACUCACACAUUUGGUUAACAAAGGAAACCAAAGGAGAAACUAAACAAUUAUACCAAUUCAAAAAUAUGGAAGAUUUCAGAAACGACGUCGUCUUCAGGAAUUACACCCUCCCGCAGGCUUUUACAGGAAAUGGCCAUAUCGUUUACAACGGUUCCCUUUACUACCAGACCAAAAACAGCAACAGGAUCGUCAAGUUCAACACUUUUACUAACACAUCAGAGGAAUUCUCCAUAGAGGAUGCAGCUUAUGGUGAUGACAAAUACUUGUACAGCAGCCUUCACAAUUACAUAGAUUUCGAAGCCGACGAAAAUGGUCUUUGGGCCAUUUACGCUUCGAAGUUUUCUAAAAACAUCGUAGUGGUUAAAAUCGACUCGAUCACUUUUGAAAUUUUAUCCAAAUGGAACCUGACCCUAGACCAACAGAGAGUGGGCGAAAUGUUUGUGGCCUGUGGCUCGCUUUACGCCGUGGACAGCGUGAAGGAUAUCGACACUAAAAUCUAUCUCGUGUUCGACCUGUACCUCAACACUACCAACGAGAUUGUGGCAGAUUUCAUUAAUCCUUUUCGACAGAAUUAUUUGGUUAAAUACAACUGGAAAGAACAAUCUAUUUACACUUGGGAUAAAGGAAAUUUGCUUACUUAUCCCCUUCUCUUCACAAGUAUGAAUGAAGAAUAAUUUGAAGUUUCUUAUAUACAGUAGUAACUACUUAUUGUAAUCUCUUUGAAACUCAACAGUAACAAAUUGCUUAACAUUAUCAAUUGGUACACAUGAGUUAAAUCGGUGGAUACACCUUAUUAUUACGGGGUGGUGCAUUUGUAUGUCCUGGUGGUAAAAUUAAAUUAUUCAAAAAGUCCAAA
Molecule: messenger RNA, 2806 nt
Organism: Centruroides sculpturatus (bark scorpion)
Lineage: Eukaryota; Metazoa; Arthropoda; Arachnida; Scorpiones; Buthidae
Exons: 14
Coding region: 231-2624 (797 amino acids)
Biological process (GO): signal transduction
Source: RefSeq, a predicted model, not a curated record